AUGAAAUCCUAUUCAAUUUUUUUAAUAUUUUUUUGUUUUGUGACUUCUUUUAUCACAUAUACUAAUGCACAAGAUAAUCAAGAAUUAGUUAAUUUUGCUCAAAAAGUUUUUAAUAAUGUUAAUAAUUUAACAUCUAUAUUACAAGAAGGGAAACAAACAGAUAUUAGUACAUUAAGAAGAUCAAUUUCAAGUAUAUUGGGAGGAGGUUUACUUGGACAAAUUGCAGAAAAUCCAAUACGAUUAGCUGAUCAUUUUGGAAUUGAUAUUGAUAAUUUUGGUUUUAACAGAACAAUCCUUGAACAAACUAUUGGAAUUGAAAAUCUUAAAAAUAAAGAAAAUUAUGAAACAUCUAAAGAUGUAACUACAACGCCAUUUCCAACUACAACUACAAUUACAACCAUGCCUACAACAACAAAUGUAAAAACAGGUAAUUCAUUUGAUUCUGUUCUUCUUGAUGAUUUUGGUAAUGUUUUACCAAUGACUUCAUUUGUUCAAGAUAAUCAAAAUGAAAUUCCAAAAUCUGCUAUAAAUAUUCAAGUUCCAUCAAUGCCAUUUACAAAACCAAAUGUAAAUUUUGAACCAUCAUCAAUUCCUGUAUCAUCAACAAUAACUGCUAAAAUUGAUGAGAUUCAAGAAAUAAAAGAACAAUUAAAAAAACUUGAACAACUUUUGAUUCUUAAAGAAUUUACACAAAAGUAUCCUGAUCUAGCAGAAAAACUUGUUUCAAAUAAUACUCCUAAAACACAACAAUCAAUUCAAUAUGUUCCACAAAACCAACAAAAUAUUUAUAAAAAAAGUCAAUCAUAUUUACCUCAAUCAACAGAACCAACCAUUACAUCAUCAUUUAUAGAAAUAAAUAAACCAUAUCCUAUCACUCGUUCUGAAAGUAUACCAAUUCAAUAUAAAUCUAAAGAAAAUUUACCACAACAAUCUUAUAAUAUUUUGAAUACUCAAACAUCCAUUCAACGACCAUCAAGAAUAAGUCUUCUUCAAAAUCAACCAAGAUAUGCUUAUAAAAAUAAUGACAAUCUUGAACCAAUAGUUAGUUUUAACAAUGAUGAUAAUAAUAUUCAAAAAUCUUCAUAUCCUAUAUCUGAUGUCAAAUGUGAAUGCCUUGAAAUUGAGAUUGAUCAAUUAACAGGUAGUUGGACAAAGGCUAUGUCAAGUAAUAUUAUGAUAACAAAGUUUAAAAAAAUUGUUGGUAAAAUGUUUGGUUUAGAAGGAAAAAUGGAACUAACAUGUAGUGCUUUUACUAUUAUACCAUAUGAAAAUGAUGAUUUAAGUGCUAAAAUUCAAUGGAUAUUUAGAACACCAAAUUCAAAAAGACCUUUUAAAAUAAACGGUGUAUUAAACUUGACUAAUGAUAAAAGAAUUGCUCAUGUAACAUUCACUGAUUUUAAUGGAUUUGUUACAGAAAUUCCUUUGUGUAUAUUAAAAAAUUCUGAUUCAACUACAUCAAGAAAGAUGAAUGAUUACAUUGUAGUUGUUGAAAAUAAUAAAUGUUCUGAACCUGUUUUAAUGAUAAGUAAUCCACAAAAUUUUUUUGAUCAAGUUGAUCAUGAAUUAAUUAAAUACCUUAAACAUAUGAUUCAAAGUGGACAAUUUUCAACUAUGGAUAUAGUAUCUUCAGGAGAGACAUGCGCCGAAAUGUAA
Molecule: messenger RNA, 1653 nt
Organism: Strongyloides ratti
Lineage: Eukaryota; Metazoa; Nematoda; Chromadorea; Rhabditida; Strongyloididae
Exons: 4
Coding region: 1-1653 (550 amino acids)
Source: RefSeq, a predicted model, not a curated record